AUGCCCAACUACGUAUUUGAAACCGCUGAGCAAUCUGAUUACGACAGGAUUCUCAAAUUUCUAGCCGAUCAUUUCUAUCAUGAAGAGCCGAGUAUCAGGGCCACAAAAGUAGGCAUCGAAGAAUGGCUUCCAAUAUUCGCUGAAAUGACAGAGGCCAGUCUUCGUAACCCAUUCUCCACUAUUGUGACGAAUGAGUUAGGGGAUACUGUAGUUGGAGUUUUGUUGAAUUCCGUAUGGAGUCGAGAAGAAGAUGAGAAGAAAAAGAAAGAGACAGGGAAGGCUGCAGAUCACGAUAUCUCAGGAUUCUCGGAGACUAUGCAGAGAUUUUUAACCGUCCUUCAAAAAUGUCACGAUGAGUUCUGGAGUCUCGCCCCACCUGACAUCAACACUGUGAUCUACCGUGAGAUCUCGAGCGUCGGUGCCCCAUGGCAACGUCAAGGAAUCGCCUCGAAAAUGCUGUCGAGAAAUAUGAAAUCUGCUAAAGCCAUGGGAAUAGACGGUGUUGUGUCUGCAACAACUUCUCAUGCAAAUCAGACACUUCUGGCGAAAAAUGGGUUUAAGUGUUUGAAGGAGUUUCCAUAUUCGAAAAUUGUCAGUGAUGAUGGGGCACAGUUGGUAGAGACGGAUGAUGGAUCUGAAGGGAUGAGAAUCAAUUUCAAGAUAAUUGAAGAUUUCGAGUGA
Caenorhabditis remanei is the source of this 681-nucleotide messenger RNA. RefSeq lists its product as uncharacterized. Lineage: Eukaryota; Metazoa; Nematoda; Chromadorea; Rhabditida; Rhabditidae. The record is from RefSeq and is a predicted model, not a curated record. Gene Ontology annotation, molecular function: N-acetyltransferase activity. The transcript is spliced from 3 exons. The coding region runs from base 1 to 681 and encodes 226 amino acids.